AAUUCGAGGCUGUGGGUGGGGUGGGAACAGCGGGAUAAAACACCACCCCAUAGGCGGGUGCCCAGACAUUACAAGGAAGCAGUGGCUGCUGAAAGAUAUCGGCGCAUCAGUGUAACACACCAUGGAGGAGCUGAGCAAAGCAAAUUGCCUUUUCACUCUUGACCUAUUCAGGACGCUGAUCGUAAGCAAUCAAGAUGGCAACAUAUUUUUUUCUCCAUUCAGCAUCUCUGUUGCAAUGGCUAUGGUUUACAUUGGGGCAAAAAAUAACACCGCAUCUCAAAUGGCAAAAACUCUUCAUUUUGAUCAAGUUCAAGACGUCCACUCUGGAUUCCAGAAAAUGCAAUCGGAGAUUAAUCGAGCUGAUUUUUCAUGUCUGUUGAAAGUGGCCAAUCGACUAUAUGGAGAGAAGAGCUACAACUUCCUAGAAGAAUUCUUUACGUCCUCCAUGAAAUUCUUUGGAGAAAAGAUGUCUGCAGUUGAUUUCCGAAAUGCUGCAAAUGAAAUAAGGCAGGAGAUUAAUAAGUGGGUGGAGUUACAGACCGCAGAUAAAAUCAAAGACUUGCUGGCUGAUGGCUCAGUUAACAGUGAUACUAGACUCGUGUUGGUGAAUGCUAUCUACUUCAAAGGAAGCUGGGCUGAGACAUUUGAUGAACGAGACACAGUGGAAAUGCCAUUCAAGCUGAGUAAGAAAGCAAGCAAGCCAGUGAAAAUGAUGUACCAAAAGAAAACGUUCUUUAUCUCCCAUAUUCAAGAAUUUAAUCUCCACGUUCUUGAGCUGCCAUAUGCUGGUAACGACUUUAGCAUGAUCAUCUUGUUGCCAGAUGACAUCAUGGACGAUUCGACAGGCCUGAAACAGCUGGAACAGGAACUUACAUUAGAAAAACUGCAAGAGUGGACACAUCCAAACUGUAUGAGAAAGCUGGAUGUUCAUGUUCAUCUGCCCAAAUUUAAACUGGAAGGUGACUAUGAGCUGAAAUCGCCCCUGUCCAGUUUAGGCAUGGGGGAUGUUUUCGACAGUUCAAAGGCCGAUCUAACUGGAAUGUCUGCAACCCGUGACUUGUAUGUUUCCAAAGUUGUGCACAAGUCUUUUGUGGAGGUGAAUGAGGAGGGAACUGAAGCAGCAGCAGCUACAGCAGUGAUGACUCAAUCCUGUAUGGUGAUGCAUGAAGAGUCUUUCACUGCCGAUCAUCCCUUCCUCUUUUUCAUCAGGCACAACAAAACAAACAGCAUUCUGUUCUUUGGCAGAUACUCUUCUCCCUGAACACCACCGAAGCAACAUGACUCGGUAAAAUCUGAAAGCGGAAUGUGGAAAUACAUUGCUGUUAAAAUCAUUCUUUUAUAUUUAAUGACAAUGAUAUUAAAUGAAUGCAUUUUA
Stegostoma tigrinum is the source of this 1375-nucleotide messenger RNA. RefSeq names its product leukocyte elastase inhibitor A-like. The record is from RefSeq and is a predicted model, not a curated record. Gene Ontology annotation, molecular function: serine-type endopeptidase inhibitor activity. The transcript has 7 exons. Lineage: Eukaryota; Metazoa; Chordata; Chondrichthyes; Orectolobiformes; Stegostomatidae. Gene Ontology annotation, biological process: negative regulation of endopeptidase activity. Bases 122 to 1261 code for a protein of 379 amino acids.